AUGGAGGCUGGCCAGCAACAGCCCAACACCGGGCCGAUGGAUCAAGGGGCCGGUGUUCUCCCCACCGCAGAAAAGAAAAGAGAAGCUAUUGUAGCAGGACGAGGAGGAGAAGACGAUUUGCCCCCGCAGGCGGCCACUACUUCAACAGCCACCCCUGAGGCGGUUGUAGCACAGCUGCGUGCCGAGCUGGCGGCUGUGGUGGCCGAGCUGGAGGCCUGCAAGCAGGAGCGGGACGACCUCCUGGGGCGGCACCUGCGGCUCAAGGGCAAGUACCGCGCCCUCAAAUACCGCCCUCCCUCCGCCUCCUCUGCUUCUUCUUCUUCUGCCGCUGCCUCUUCUUCCUCCUCCUCCUCCUCCUCCCACCGCCCCACCACCACGACGGCGGCUGCCACCACCUUUGCCUCCUCCUACGCUGCUCCCUCCCGCUUCCCGCCAUCAUCGUCGUCGUCGGCCAUGGCCAUCCAGCGGCAGCAGCACCAGCCGCAACCGUCGUCGUCGGCGCUGUCGACCAGCCUCCUCUACGCCUCGUCGCUGCCCAGUGGUGCCAUGGCCUCUUCAGGUCGAGGUCCCGUCGUCCUCCGGGGCACCGCCACGCCCGUGGACCCCAUGGCCCCGUCCUCCUCCGACAACGGAGCCACUGGCCGCGGUGCCGCUGGUCGCCGCCGCUCUGGUCGAGCACCCCACGCGCCUCCACCGGCCCUGCUCACCCCCGGGCCAGCAGCUGCCGAGGCCCUUCCCGCGCCCACCACCACCACUGCCGCCGCCGGUCCGAGCGAGCCCAAGGAGGUGGCCUCGUCGGCCCCUGCGCCGACGUCGGCGGCUGCCGCCACGAGUGCCCGCGCCAUGGCCGGACCCGCCAGCUCGACAGGGACGGCGACCCGGGGAGCAGGCCGCCGGUUGCUGGCCGGAGUGGGCCUCCUCCUCGAGACCUCGGCCUCUGCCGCCCUAACGGGCGGGUCCGGGUCCGGGUCGUUCCCCGUCGACCAGCAGCAGCAGCCGCCGCCGCCGCCGCGCCCUGCCGAGGGAACCGCAGCCGACUCGUCGUCCUCGUCGUCCGCGCCCGCCGCCGCCUCUGAAGGUGGUCUGCUCAACGGAGCGGGCACCCACCGGGUCCGCAACAACGCGGCCACCUCGGCCGGCUUCGUCAAGGCCAGAAAGCAGCGCAGCGAGGAAAGCGGUACCGCCACCAUCGUCCGCCCGCUCUGCGCCCACGGUCUGCCACCCACUUGGGUGGAAUCUCUCACAUCGCGAGUGGUGGUGGUGGUGGCCACAACAGAAGCGGCGCUCUUCGAGUUCGACGAGUUUGGAGCGUGCGCAGAAGAGGAGACCGGCUCAAGCCCCCGCGCCGCCGGCGCAGAAAGUGAAGACGAUCAGGACGAGGAGGAGGAUGACGAUGAGGAAGUGGAGCAGCAGGAGAGUGCGGGAGUGAGGAGGCAGCGGUACGGGAUAGCCGAAGCGCUGCAGCGAGACGAGAUGGCGAUCUACGCGUCCUCCGUGCCCGUUGCCAUCCCGCGGCGAUGGGUCGAGGAGCGGGAGGACAAGAAGACCCCCCACCACCAGGCUGCCGCCGCUGCCGAGGAGCAGGCCCAGGCGGGCCUUCCGCCGGCUGAGCCCCCUCAUUCAGCCAGCCCCGACGAAGAGGACGAUGACACGUUCGUGGCGCCCCACAUCUACUCCCUGCGCACGACGUCCGUGCUCGAGGAUGUCCCGCGUUCCAUCAGCUACCGGCCCUACUGGAACGACCACGCCGGCCAAUAG
Acanthamoeba castellanii str. Neff is the source of this 1758-nucleotide messenger RNA. RefSeq lists its product as uncharacterized. The coding region runs from base 1 to 1758 and encodes 585 amino acids. The transcript is spliced from 3 exons. The record is from RefSeq and is a predicted model, not a curated record. Lineage: Eukaryota; Discosea; Longamoebia; Acanthamoebidae.